CCCAUGUUUUCUUUUUUUACGUUCUUUGCGUUCGCGCGCGCGCAUCCACCCAUUUGCACCAACUAACUGCACCGCAUCUCACGAAGAUUCGCCGGACAUCCGCCGACAACUUGCCGCCGUUAGUCCUUUUCAACGGUCUGCCGGGACCCUGACGAUCUUUCUUAGAUGGCAUCAUACCCAGAACCUUCCGAGCCUGCUGAACCAGGUCCGGUUCCUCAACCAACCACGCCGUCGCAUCACCACCAACAACUCCAAGAGUACGAUGGCCUUCAGUCGCCCAUAUCCGCCACCACAGUCGCCCAUCAUGGACUUCAAGUCUUGCAAGCUGCAUCUGCAUCUGCAGCCCCUACCGCCCCUAAUCCCGCCGACUUGGCCCAGCAGUAUGCGCAGUCCGCUACCUUGCAGAUGAACGGUGCAUCAUUCUCGCCCCCUCUCGUCACGUCGGCCGCGACGCCUAUGCCUGUGACGCCUACAACCCAAACCCAGAAGGUAACCAGACUUCGACGAGCUUGCGAUAUGUGUAGUCAGCGGAAAGUGAAGUGCGACGAAAGUGGCCCGCCUUGCAAACCAUGCUCCGACCUUCAGGUUGAGUGUACCUUUAAUAGAGCGAUGAAGCGACGUGGCCCGCCGAACAAACAUGCCGAAGCGGCCAGGGCUGCGAAACGAUCCCGGAGUGACGAUGCCUCACCAGCUCCCCAUCACGCCGCCGAAACGUUGGUUUCUAUCGCGACUCACAACCCCCCCGUCACCCUAGACGCCGAGAUUAUUGCGCCGUGGCCCAUCCUAGAGCUUCUCGUUGACGAUUUCUUCACUUAUAUACAUCCUCUAAUGCCCUUCCCGCAUCAGCCAUCCUUUCGUGCAGCCUUUACUAGUCGCAUGGAUAGAUCUAGCGGCGAAUUCUUAGCAUUGCUAGCCAGCAUGGUAGGUGUGUUGGUAGCAUCAUUUCCUAGAAGUGCAAGAUCGCACCUCAAGGCCCAACACAGUACUGGGCUCUUCCCCUCGGCCAUUGCCAUGAUUGAUCACUGCCGGUCCAUUGCGUUGGAGGCCCGGGGUGCUCGCUUUAUGAUGAAAGAUGAGAUGAGCCCGGACGACGCCGCUACUAGCUAUUUCUUAGGUAUCGCUUGCGCGCAUACGCUCCAAUGGAGAAUGUGCAAGCGCUUCCUAAGCGAGACCAUGACAUUCUGCAGAGAGCUUGCUGCCCGUCGGCAAAGAGCUAUGUCCGCCGUGGAAACACUUAUGCCCGGUCUUACCAUAACGCCUAACGCUUCGCCUAAUAAACCCAUCGACCUCAUCAAGGAUCAGAUUAGCAAGCGCAUCUUCUGGGUUAUGGUCGCUGGCGUCAGAUCGAUGACCCAAUUGGGAGUAUCAAUCAAUGAAAUACCAUUACCUCCACCCACUUCUCAAGAGCCUUAUCCUGAGCAGCCGGUAGAAAUCGACGAUGAAUAUAUAUUCUCGGAACAGAUACUACCCCAGCCGGAGGACACCGUCUCUCUAAUCACGGGAUUUAAUCGCAACAUUCGUGUGUAUAUGACCAUGAAUGAACUUGUCGGAGUCGAUAUGUGCUAUGGAAUCAACUUCUUCGAUUGGACUGCGCAGAAAAAUAUCCUAAGCAAUGGGCUUGCCAGCGCGAAGCAGUCUGCCGAGGACCUUCCACCCGAGCUCCAGGUAAAAGCGGAUAACCUUCAGCAUCUUCAAAAUCACACUUUAGGGUUUGACGACUGGGACUUGGAGUAUUAUCCACCUGCUAUUCCCACUACACAGCCGGCAAAUGACUUGCGACGCGUGCUUGCAGAGCAACCUACGCGCCGGCGUCACCUUCAGUUCGAAAUUCAGAAGGCAAAUAUACAGAUGUCACAGCUAGCCACUCGCUCGUACUUCGUAGAACGAUACCUUAACCUCCGAAAUGCGCGCCGGGCGGAUCCCAAUUUUGCGGAAAGGACAAAAACGGAGGAGAAAGACGAUCGAGACGAGAUGAUGGAGAGCGAGCGGGAACUUAUCGUUCAGAAUCUCGUCACGGUACUGACAUCCAUCAGUCAACGUAACAUGGAGCCGAAUGGAUGCUCGCUUAUCAACAAAAUUCGACAGGUUGCUAGCACACUACUGGAUAUCAAUGCGGAAGGUAAGGAACUUGCCGUAGCCAAGGCCCAGGAAUACCUCAACGGCUUCCUCGACAUACUUAUGAAAUUAGAGAAGAUGGGAGCCUCUCCUCGUGCCGAGACAAUGACGGCUCAGGAUGAGGAAGAGGAAUUGCGGAACUGGUCUAGUCUGAAGGAAUAUCAACAUCGGUUCAUGUCAAGCGGCGGGUUCCUUGGGGACGGCUAUUAGAGAGUGGAUUCGUCACCCUACCAUAUCCCACUUGAGCUUUUUCUCUUAGACGGUCGUGUAUGUAUAUAGCUAUUAAUAUCCAUUGAGCUCACUAUUAAGUAAUAAUUGCCUGGAAGUAUACCGCGAUGGUUUACUGGUGAAUGAAGGAAGUUUAGCUCGUAUAUUAGAAUUGAGUUCUCUUUUACG
This is a messenger RNA of Daldinia vernicosa, 2511 nucleotides long. RefSeq lists its product as uncharacterized. The record is from RefSeq and is a predicted model, not a curated record. Bases 166 to 2325 code for a protein of 719 amino acids. Gene Ontology annotation, molecular function: zinc ion binding; DNA-binding transcription factor activity, RNA polymerase II-specific. Gene Ontology annotation, biological process: regulation of DNA-templated transcription. Lineage: Eukaryota; Fungi; Ascomycota; Sordariomycetes; Xylariales; Hypoxylaceae. The transcript is spliced from 3 exons.